This is a messenger RNA of Culex quinquefasciatus (southern house mosquito), 1094 nucleotides long. Its product is annotated as myoglobin. NCBI's taxonomy places the organism in Eukaryota, Metazoa, Arthropoda, Insecta, Diptera, Culicidae. Bases 517 to 1020 code for a protein of 167 amino acids. The transcript has 5 exons. Gene Ontology annotation, molecular function: heme binding; oxygen binding. The record is from RefSeq and is a predicted model, not a curated record.
CGUGAGGGGUGAGUGGUGAGCAGCACUAGACUUUUGACCAUCAAGGCAGGCCGCGGCCUGCUCGUCGCCGUAGACGCUUGGUCGACCGGUUGCUUGGAUUGGAUUGCGGACUUGUGUGGGGGAGAGAGAGAGAGAGAGAGGCAACAAUAACGAAUAAACAUCAUUCAUUAUAUAUGCGAACCCGCGAUAAAGCUUCGCGAGGAGGAGUAGGGGAAGUUCGAAAAAACUCACUCGCCUCCUGAGAUCGCGCGAGGGUGAGGAAAAUUGCUCGCGAAACAAAACGAGACUGUCGCGUUUUUUUCGGAAAUUGCAAUUUAUUAAAAAGAAGAAUUAAAUUGGAGAGGCUUCAGUAGUGUGCAUCGUGGCCACUGGCCACUGGGACGAUGGCGCCCUGGAUGAAGUUUAUGGACGGAUUUUUAUCGCCUUUCCCAAAACCGAACGAACGAGUCGCGAGAAUCGCGAACCGGACCAAGUGGAUGAUGUUGCUGAUGGUGAUGUUGAUGGGAAAUUUGAAAAAUGAACGACAUGUUUAACAGCGAACACCACGAGGAGAGCGUACUAAACUCCCCCGACGAUACGGGGUUGACUAAUCAUCAAAAAGCAGCGCUAGUAGGAGCAUGGAGCUUAGUGAAGCAGGACAUGGUUUCGCAUGGAGUUAAUGUAUUUAUAAGACUUUUCGAGGAACAUCCCAAGUAUUUGGAAUAUUUCGAUUUUUCCCAAGAUGAUUCAGCAGAAGAAUUAAGAGAAAACAAAUCGCUGCACGCUCAUGCACUGAAUGUGAUGCAUUUGAUUGGUGCCCUAAUUGACUAUGGAUUGGAUAAUCCUCUCAUGUUCAAGUGUAGUUUGUCCAAAAUGAUGAAAAAUCAUAAAAAGCAUGGCGUCAAUAAGGAAGAUGUUACAAUUGUCUGUGGCAUAAUCAUGGAAUAUUGCCUGGAAGCACUGGAUCAACGUGGCUCUACAACUCUCGAAGAAGCUUUUUCAUCUUUUAUGAAGAGUAUUGCUGAUACUUUUGAUGAAUAGGUAAAGCUCUGUAUGUUAAUCUUCAAAACGAAGCCCAGCAAAUUGUAUGGUCCAAUAAAAUCAAGAAAAAUAAA